AUGGGGCCUUGGUUAUCUUCAUCUCUUGUUGAUCUUCUUCCCACCUCGGGAGCUGCUCCGCUCAGACGUCCUUCACCAAAAAUUGAGAUCUUUCAUCGGAAUCAAGAUUCAGACCACCUCCAGAAAGAAGCUGGAUAUCAUCUUCUGCUCGAGUUCUGGGAUUUAGAGUUUGUCAAUGGCAGAGAUAGCUGCUUUAGCUGCUGCAGUUCAACUGGUCGCUCCUCCACUAGGAGAGUUGGUGGGUUUCGGGCUUACAGAGUCAAGGUCUUGCCUUGGCAACAAAUUGCAUCUUCCAAACAAUUGGAUAAAAGACACAGAGCACUGAACCAAGCCCUACCAUGGCUACUUGCUUUGCGAAGCGACAAACACAAGGAAGUUGAGACACAAAGUCAUAAAGAUACAACUAAUGUCUACAACUUAUGGGUGAACAGAAUAUCUAAAAUUGAGGCAGAAGUGGCUUCAUUGAAUAACAAAUAUGAAGAAUUGAAGAAAAAGAAAUUGCGUAGUUGGAAGAGAUCAAAUCUCAGUGAAAAGAUGGCAAUGAAGCUCAAAGAAGCAGUUGAACUUUCAGAUCAACUUCCGAAUGAUAUUCUAGUUGACAAACCGCCAGAGCCAAUCUUAAAGGUGUUCAAUAUCCCACAAAUUAAAAGCUAUCCAACUCUUCAAGGUGCCUUGGAAGAAAUUCUGCAAUUGCUAAAAAAUGAUAGAGUGAAAUCCAUUACUGUUUGUGGUCAUAAGGGGACUGAAGCUGAAAUUCAACAGAGAAUUGCAAAUCGACUGUUGGUGGAAAGAGACGGGUUUGACUUUGCUGAAUUGGCUAGAAGACUGCAUAGAGAGUUGGAGAAGAAAAGAUAUUUGUUGAUUUUAGAUGAAGUUGUGCACCAGAUUGAUCUAAAAUCUUUGGGAAUUCUAAAUGACAAUAAUGGCAGUAAGGUCAUAAUCAUCACUCGAUAUUCAUGGGUUUGCAAGUCAUAUUUGGUGGAUAGGCAAGUUAGGCUCCCCUUGUUGGUACUUGAUGAUGAAGCAUGGAAGAUGUUUCAAGACAUUCUUGGUCUUGUUAUUGAUACGCUAGGUAUUCGACACAUUGCUCGACGUAUUUGUAAGCAGUGCUCUCGUCUUCCCCUUCUCAUACAUAAGAUUGCAAGCUCUUUUAAACAUAAAGAAACGACUUCUAGCUGGCAGGCAGGUCUGGAUGAUUUCAAGCCAUGGCCUCAACUCGGAAUUGAAGGCUUAACAGAGUUAUAUUCAUGUUUGGAAUUUUGUUAUGAUCAGCUUAAAGAGAAGAAUAAACAAAAAUGCUUCCUAUAUACUUCACUAUGUCCUGUAGAUAGCAAGAUAGACACUGAUUAUUUAGUGGAGAGUUGGAUAGCUCAACGCUUUCUUGGUGAUGUUAAUGCAACAAUCAAAUAUCAAGGGUCCCUUACAUCCGACAAGCUUUUCCAAGUUACAUGCUUUAACAUUGAAGAGCUGUCUGAUCAUGAGAAGUGUCUUUUUCAAGGUACCAAUUCAAGAUUUUUCAGAACUUCAAAAUUAGUAGUUGAAGAUUGUGCAAUAAUUGAGGUUCUCAUUAUGCUGAGAGAGGUCACUGAAAGGGAGUGGAAUCUACUUCCAAAAUUGAAGGUGAUAAUAUUGGCCAACUUAUCAAAAUUGAAAACCAUAUGCCUAAAUGAAAAUUUGGCAUGGCCUUCUUUGGAGCUAUUACAUAUACAGAAUUGUCCAGAGUUGAGAUCUUUAGCUUUCAACAUGACCAAUGCAGCUAAUCUAAGAACUAUCAAAGGUGAUCGAGGAUGGUGGAGCAAUUUGGAUUGGACAGAUAACCAGGUUCAAGAACGAUUUCGAUAUGCAUUUUCAUCUUCAACUUGA
Molecule: messenger RNA, 1863 nt
Organism: Prosopis cineraria
Lineage: Eukaryota; Viridiplantae; Streptophyta; Magnoliopsida; Fabales; Fabaceae
Product: disease resistance protein At4g27190-like
Exons: 5
Coding region: 1-1863 (620 amino acids)
Molecular function (GO): ADP binding
Source: RefSeq, a predicted model, not a curated record